This is a messenger RNA of Pyrenophora tritici-repentis Pt-1C-BFP, 1647 nucleotides long. Lineage: Eukaryota; Fungi; Ascomycota; Dothideomycetes; Pleosporales; Pleosporaceae. The record is from RefSeq and is a predicted model, not a curated record.
AUGGUUGCUGAUACCGAAAGCCUCCCUUCCUACGAAGCAUUGUCAUACGUCUGGGGCGUCGACCCGCCUACCGUUCCGAUCAUAUGCAAUGACAUACCUAUAACCAUCCGACCUAACCUAUCGCAUGCUCUCAAAAGACUCAGACUCGAGCAGACCCCGCGAGUCUUCUGGGCGGAUGCAUUGUGUAUCAAUCAAGAUGGCAACGAAAAGAAGAACUGUCAAGUUCCUCUCAUGAGUAAAAUCUACUUACGCGCAGAUAAAGUCUGUAUCUGUCCGGGUCAUGGUGAAGAAGAGCUCAUCUCCCAGGUUCUACAUUUUGUGGCCCUUUGCGCAGAAUCCUGCACAGAAUUCGCCCAAAACCACGGUAUCGUUAUGAAAAUAGGAUCAGACCUGAAAAAUAUCGAAGUACCCAUUGCUAUCACCGCUAAACUCACUCCUCCAAUGGAAGCCGGCCUGGAAAAGUUGUAUUCUAGCCCAUGGUUUAGUAGAGUAUGGUGUAUCCAAGAGGUUAUACUAGCGAAGGAUGCGCUAGUCCUAUGGGGCAGACAGGAACUUCCGUGGAAUGAUGUUGGACUUAUAGCAUCUUACUUAUUCGGAAACUUAGCAAGAACUAUAGUCAAGAGAUCGGAGACAAACGAGAGAUUUGGGCGCCUUCGGUCAGUAAGCUAUGCGGCGACCAUAUACAAACUUGAGUAUUUCAAGCACCAUAUCCCUGAGGCUCUGAUGAGAUUUAGAAUUUUUGAGUCGACGGAUCCAAGAGACAAGGUAUACGGUCUUCUUGGUCUUCUUGACUUGAGACCAGGGGGUUUUCAACCAGACUACGGAAAAAGUCCUGGCCAAGUAUUUGCUGAGACUGCUACUCAUAUCGUUCGUUCUAGUAUUGAUUUAAGGUUAUUCUCGAUGGUAGCACACUAUGGAACUUACGACGGAGACGAGGGUUACGCAUCGUGGGCCCCGCGCUGGGACACCCGAGUAUCUGCCAGCGUUUUCCCAUCCCAACCACCGAUCUUCAGCGCCUGCGGCAAACGACGAUUUUGCUUAUCCAACGAGAGAGGUCUAGAAGAAGGGCGACUAUGUUGUACAGGUGUCAUUUACGACAAAGUAAGCGCGGUUGAUGGCUGCUUAGACUGGUAUCGGCCGACCAUAGAAAGCGAAGGUCAUGCCUUUUUAAGAAUGCAAAAGAAAGUGCUAAAAUCAGGAAGAAACAUCCAAUGUUUGGCCCGCACCAUGACGGUUGGCUAUACGCACUCAAGACAUCACAUUGGUGAUGUGGACGAAGAGACUCAAACCAUGUAUUAUAGAGGCUUCAAUGAGCUUACCACCUGGUCGCAGAACCCUGUCGAGACUAUCGAAGAGGAUGUGCUACAUGCAUACCAUGAUGCUGUAUACUCCGCCACACGUAAUCGUCGCAUAUUCUGGACGUUAGGUGGCAGUCACGGCCUUGGCCCCUUGUGCAUGCGGCAGGAUGACAUAGUCGUUGUAUUGUAUGGCUACGAAUAUCCAUUGGUAUUGCGAACGAGAGGCGAUGGGUACCUCAUCCUAGGUGAAGAGUACAUUGAUGAGAUUAUGCGUGGCGAGCUGGUCGAGGAGAUGGAGCAAGGGAGCAAGGUUGUCAGUAAUCAAUAUCUCAUCAAUAUUGUUGUUUGA